AACCUCGCUGUUGUGUAAUUAUGGGCAUAAAAAUGCAGCAACGUUAGCUAUCGCUAACUGUUCGUUGCGUAUCGUCUGUGUUCUGAUUUUUAUUAUCUGUGAUCCGUAGUGUUGGGCGAUGAGUUUCAAAAGUUGAAUGUUUUUAAUUGCAGUCAUGAGUGAAGAAAAAGGGAAUCAAAUUCGUGUGUGGUGUGAUGGGUGGUAUGACAUUUUAUUUAAUAUUCGUCAAAAUUAUUAUUUUGUUGAGAGAAACGAUUCUUGCAUAUUUAAUAAGCAUAUCAGGUAGACUGAGCUACGAUAUGGUCCAUUUUGGACAUGCAAAUUCACUGCGGCAAGCCAAAGCCCUCGGAGAUUAUCUUAUUGUUGGAAUCCACAGUGAUUAUGAAAUAACUAAACAUAAGGGACCUCCAGUAUUCACAGAGGAAGAAAGAUACAAGAUGGUGCGUGGCAUAAAGUGGGUUGAUGAAGUUGUAGAGGGAGUUCCAUAUGUCACAACACUAGAAACACUGGAUAAAUAUCACUGUGACUUCUGUGUCCAUGGAGAUGAUAUUACAAUGACUGCUGAUGGUGUUGACACAUAUCAUUUAGUUAAAGCUGCGGGCAGAUACAGAGAAGUUCAGAGGACAGCAGGUGUGUCUACUACUGAUCUUGUGGGGCGCAUGUUGCUUAUGACACGGCAGCAUUUCCGUCAGGGACCGCUGGAAUAUGAUGUUGGCCAUGAAGGUUCAUCACAGUUGGGUCUGGACUCUGAUGCCAGAAGCCCAUACACAGGCUGUUCACAGUUCCUGCCCACAACACAGAAGAUCAUUCAAUUUAGUGAUGGAAAGCCACCCAAGGCUAAUGACAAGAUUGUGUAUGUGGCUGGAGCAUUUGAUCUAUUUCAUGUUGGACAUUUGGAUUUCCUUGAGAAAGCCAGAGCAGAGGGAGACUACUUGAUCGUUGGAUUACACACUGAUCCAAUAGUGAACAGAUACAAGGGUAGUAACUACCCCAUCAUGAAUCUUCAUGAGAGGGUGCUUAGUGUGUUGGCUUGUAAGUAUGUUUCUGAGGUGGUGAUAGGAGCUCCAUAUGCUGUGAGCAAGAACCUGAUGGAGCACUUUAAAGUGGACCUGGUAUGUCAUGGUCAGACACCCAUCCAGCCUGAUGCAGAUGGUUCUGACCCUUAUGCCAAGCCAAAGCAGCUGUGUAAGUUUAAAUUAUUGGACUCAGAGAACACUAUGACAACAGAGAAGAUUGUGGACCGAAUCAUUCGUCACAGGUUGGAGUUUGAGGAUCGGAACCGUAAGAAAGAAAAGAAGGAACUUCAGGCAUAUAAAGCGACCCACAACUUGACUAAUGAAACUCAUUAAAGCUGAGACUUUAGUAUUUCUUGAACAUACUGAAAUUGGAACAGAUAUCAUAUAUUUAUUAUGCAAGAUGAUGCCAGGAAGUGCUACAGUCUUGCCAUUCCAUGUGCAGUUUGACCAAAGAAUCAUCAGUUAGUUUGAUAAUGUUCAUGUUCUUAUUAACAUUGCUACAUCAAAAGUAGGAGUUGUACCAAAUGGUUAUUUUAUUAUAUAUAACCAGUAAAUUUAUAUUGUAAGUUACAGAAUAAAUGUGGUUCUUAAUUUGGAAUUGUGUUUUAAGAUGGGACUUUUAAAACCAUGAACAGUUCUGCAUUAAAGUAAGCUGGAUUGUUUGUACUGUUAAAAUGUAUUGCAGUCCCAUCUGAAAAUACAGGGUUGCCACUUAGUCAUAUCUAAGUUUUGAAUUUACUGCUUGAUUAUUUUUAACUUUAAUGCUAGAAAUAUAUUAACUAAUAUGGUGUUCUGUGGUGAGAGGAAAAAAAAUCACGUGGUUCAUAAAAUCAGCGUAUUUCCUCUUUGUCACCUCUUUGUGAAUGGCUUUCCUCUACAUCCUAUCUUAUAAUUUGGUAUCUGAGACUUUGUCCUUGCUAGUAAAACAGAGCAUGAAGUUGACAGCUUACCUUUGUCUAGUGCUGAAGUCAUGGAUGUGUACACCCACACUACCUAUAUUCAGCGCAGUGUCCAUGUUACCUUUGUGUCAUAAAUUAACAGAUAUUUGUUGAUGCUCAUAAGUAAUAUUAUCUUUUAUAUAAUGGUAAAUUGAAAUAUGUGAAGUAGUUUCUGUCACUUUUGUGUACCCUCAAGUAGUUGAAAUUAUUAGCAUGUAUGUGAUUGUCAUGUAGGAAUGUGAGUAAGAAUAAAUGAGGGCACACUCAGAUUUUAAAUUCUGUUGAUGUAGAAUCAUUAAAUCGUUUAGUUGGCAACCCUGAGAUAGAAUGAAUUGCAGCUUUGCAUAUGAAAUAAAUGUGAUACUGUUGCCUGUAGCUUUAGCUGUGAAUUUACAUCAUGCUCAAAUUAUGUUAUUAGAAUACUAGGCAUUUAAAUGCAAGCUGUCUUAAUAGUCUAUUGGUGCUUCAGUGAAGAUUGGAAAACUGACCUUUAUUCAAGAAAAUCUUUCAUAGUGUGUGAAGAAGUGUUUCUAAGUAGAUGAAGGGAACAGAGUGACAAAAUUGUUUCUCAAAAUUACUAUACUCUAGUCUUCUUGGUGUAGUACCAUGUCAAAAUAGUACAAGGAGCAGAAAAAGAUUUGCUUUGAAGAUAAAAGUAGUUCAGAUAACAAAACAUCAUUGGUUAGUCUUGAUCAUUAGCUGGAUGGAUGAUCAUUUCAGAUCACCACUUGCUAUUAUUAUGUGUACAAUACUUUUUAAUAUUACUGUUUGUAACUUAGCUUCAUUUGGGUUUAACAGUUCAUGACAGUCUGUUAUAUUCCUGUAUAUACACUCUUCAGAAUACUUUUCCACCACUGAUCAUAUAGAGAAAGGUAGGAAGUAGCUCCAAAAUAUUGAUUGCUUUUACCAGUAUGAGAUGUUGAAAUAACCAGAAAAUUCUGCAUUGAAAAAACACAAGUUUCAUGCUGUAAUAUUUUUUUAUUUUGUCACUAUUGUAAGCCCUAGAAAGUGGAUAACUCUCAUAGGAUUCCAUUGCAGAAAACCAAUUUACAUAACGUUACUUUACAAGAAAGUGUGUUGGAAACAUUUUAAAUUUUCCAGAAGUAGAAAGUACAAGAUAUUUAUCAUUAUAAUUAUAUGUUUCUUUUAUUGUUUUUAAUGUAUAGAUGCAUUUUUAUUAUAAAAUACAUUGUUUUAUGAUUUAGAUUAGCAUAUAAUAUUUUGUUAAAGUAAUUGUUUAUGUACAUAAUGUUGGGUGAGUUCAUAGGUUGGAUAUAAAUACAUGGAAUUAGAUUAUGUAAUGAAUUUUCAGAGAUAUUAAUAAUAUAUCACUAUGCCAUGUUUAAAAUGUAUGGUUAACUGUUAUUCGUGAGUUUAAAUAGCAGAGAUAUAAAUUUAUGCUUUAA
Messenger RNA from Zootermopsis nevadensis, 3360 nucleotides. It is a transcript of the gene Pect, whose product is annotated as phosphoethanolamine cytidylyltransferase. Gene Ontology annotation, biological process: phosphatidylethanolamine biosynthetic process. The record is from RefSeq and is a predicted model, not a curated record. Lineage: Eukaryota; Metazoa; Arthropoda; Insecta; Blattodea; Termopsidae. Gene Ontology annotation, cellular component: cytoplasm. Gene Ontology annotation, molecular function: ethanolamine-phosphate cytidylyltransferase activity.